AGCCAACGGUCCAGAUGUGACCGCUUCCCCCAAGGCAAGGAAACCACACGCGGGAGGAGGUGAUCCCUUUCUCUCGUCAUCGCCCCCAAAUCGAUCUCGAUCGAUCGAUCAAUUAGGUCAGAAGAUUCAAUCGAAGUUGAUUCGCGAGCUCGGACAUGGCUGGAGGCAAGAGGAGAUCGAAUUCGAGAAUAAACAGCGGCGGCGGUGGCGGCGGAUCAGCUGAUCUCAGUCUCACUUGUGUUCAUCCAGUAUCGACGUUCGGAGAUACAAAUGGAGAGAAUAAAAUGGAAUUUUCUCAGCCUUUCAUUCUGUGUGGUUCAAAGGACAGCCAAAUUGUUGCUUAUGUAGAUGAAGGGCCAUCGUCAGUGGAUCAAGCAAAUAUCAGUUUAUGAGUAUCAUUCAGAUUUUGUUCUCGGCGAUAGCUCACACACAGGAUUGGGCUAUUGUAAUGAAUACAAUGCAGCUCCAACGGGAAUCAAAGCAUCAUCAGGGAAAAUGGAAAAUCGAGAAGAGUCACAGAGUGGCAUGUCAUCGCCUGAGCAGGAAGUGGAUUAUCGUGAGAGCUUUGACUCUGGAGCAGCUGAAAAGGGGGCUCAGCUUUUGUCAAAGGAUACAUCCACGAAGGAAAAUUCUGGGUUUGUAUCAAUUGGGGGAUUGGAAAUAUAUACAGAAUAUAUAUCCGAUGAGGAAGAUGGUGAGGAUGAUGUUGCGGCAUAUGGUGAUGAGGAAGACUCGGAGUCGGAGUCAGCUGAGCAGGAUCGAGCGACAGAUUCUUUUGAAAGUGAUGACUCCGAGAACAUGUCUGAUAGUGGUUCAGAUGUUGAUGAUGAAAUUGCUCAAGAUUAUUUGGAAGGAAUCGGUGGGAGCGAUUCUCUUUUAGACGCUAAAAAUUUGUUACAGCAGGUUUCUUCUUCGUCAGAUGAUGCAGACGAUUCUUCUAGCAGUGAUUUGGAUGAAACGAUGAAAAAAUUGGGUGGAAUUGCUCUCCAGGAUGCUUCCACGGAGUAUGGUAUGCAGAGGAAGCGUCAAUCAAAACAUCAAGGUCUUGGGAAUGUGAGAGAUAAUUGGUCAUCAGCUGUGGAUGAUUUUAUCUUGGUAAAAGAUGUGAGGACUCCUUCAGCCAAGAAGAAUCGUGGUACAAGAGUGCCUCAAUCUCAGUCAUUGGGGUCUCAGAAGAGUACAAGAUCGAGAAGAUUUCCUGGUGAAAAGAAGAAACAUCGCAAAGAAUUGAUUGCUGCUAAACGUCGGGACAGAAUGAUUCGUAGGGGCGUUGACCUGGAGAGUAUAAAUAAGGUAAGGGUGGAAGUAUCUGGAAGUUGCAAAGGCAUUCUUCCUUCUUCUCCCUAAUUAUAAAUUGUCCUUGUGAUUUGAUGUACAAUUAACAAGCAAUUGCAUAAUUAAAUUUUGGACAUGCCUCUCAUUUUUCCUUGUUUGUUUGAGCCAAAAUUAACUCUGUUACUUCUGCUUCAUGGAUCCUAUGAUGUAUUUUCUUAAUUUUCUUAUGCUUCGUGCAUUGAAUUGUUAUUUUGUUAUCAGAUUUUUAAGCAUGGAAGUUGUAGACCUUGUUUCAUUAAUAUGAGAUGGUAAUGGAUUAAUGAGAGGGUACAUGUUCAUCUGAGAGGAUCCUUUUGUU
Messenger RNA from Eucalyptus grandis, 1633 nucleotides. Its product is annotated as clumping factor A-like. Bases 349 to 1347 code for a protein of 332 amino acids. The transcript is spliced from 3 exons. Lineage: Eukaryota; Viridiplantae; Streptophyta; Magnoliopsida; Myrtales; Myrtaceae. The record is from RefSeq and is a predicted model, not a curated record.